Messenger RNA from Suillus clintonianus, 375 nucleotides. RefSeq lists its product as uncharacterized. The annotation marks the transcript as partial. The transcript has 2 exons. The record is from RefSeq and is a predicted model, not a curated record. Lineage: Eukaryota; Fungi; Basidiomycota; Agaricomycetes; Boletales; Suillaceae.
AAGGACAAUCGCUCUCGUUUCUGGGGUGUGUACAAAAGAGUCGCAGAGGAGCACGACGGCGAGUUUCUCGAGCGAUACAACAGCGACAUGGACAUUGUUUUGGUCUUCUCUGGUCUUUUCUCCGCCGUUAGCACAUCUUUUAUCGUAGCGAUGGAGUCGAAUCUCAGUCCCGACCCCAACGAGACCACGCAUGCUCUUCUCACACAACUCGUACAAAUUGGACUCGGGAACUUCACUGCAGCGGGCUCUGCAGCCGCAGCGCCAGCAUCUUCGUGGUCGCCGUCGCCGAUGACUGUAUGGAUCCAAAUGAUCGCAUACACAAGCUUGUCUAUGAGCUUGCUCGCUGCUUUCGGGGCCGUACUGGGCAAACAGUGG